Molecule: messenger RNA, 471 nt
Organism: Coffea eugenioides
Lineage: Eukaryota; Viridiplantae; Streptophyta; Magnoliopsida; Gentianales; Rubiaceae
Product: feruloyl CoA ortho-hydroxylase 2-like
Exons: 2
Coding region: 1-471 (156 amino acids)
Molecular function (GO): dioxygenase activity
Source: RefSeq, a predicted model, not a curated record
AUGAUGUGCGAUGCAGUUGAGGAAUGGGGAUUGAUCCGACUUGUUAAUCAUGGGAUUUCUACUGAGUGGUUGAACAUGAAAGAGAUUGAAAAAACAAAACACUCAAUGCUUAUGGGUACAAAAAGAGUCCAUUUAAAUUAUUAUCCAAAAUAUCUCCAACUUGAGCUUGCUAUUGGCAUAGGCCGUCACUCCGACUCAUCAACUGUUACUAUACUUCAUCUGAUAGGAGGUUUUUGGGGUCGGAAAUCAGAAAGUGAUCCAUGGAUACAUGUUGCUUUAAUAAAUGGAGCCUUAGUGAUAAAUGUUGGUGAUGCUCUAGAAAUUAUGAGCAAUGGGCGCUACAAGAAUUUCGAGUAUUUUGUGACUGUUAGUAAAAGUCACAAUAGGAUUUCGGUGCUAUUUUUUACAAGUCCAACACCUUGUGCAAUUAUCAGACCUUUUGAAGAAGUGCUUGAGAGCACCGGAGAAUAA